This is a messenger RNA of Plectropomus leopardus (leopard coralgrouper), 3678 nucleotides long. RefSeq names its product ATP-binding cassette, sub-family G (WHITE), member 2b (gene abcg2b). Gene Ontology annotation, cellular component: plasma membrane. Gene Ontology annotation, molecular function: ATP hydrolysis activity; ATP binding; ABC-type transporter activity. Lineage: Eukaryota; Metazoa; Chordata; Actinopteri; Perciformes; Serranidae. Gene Ontology annotation, biological process: transmembrane transport. The record is from RefSeq and is a predicted model, not a curated record.
AUGUCUGUUCAUGGCAUUGGCCUAUAGAACCUGAAAUUAAUUUUGUUAUAACAGUUUGGCUUGGGCAUUUUCCUAUUUUAAUAUAACAAAACCAGGCCCAUAAAAGUAAAAAGUUGAUCAUGAUUACAAAUAAGCAGGUAUUGACAAGGCAUAGAUAACACUUGCACUAUGUGAGCAUCACUAAACAUCGUGUAAACUUUGUCAUCCAUAAUCAUCAGCUAUUAUCAGAUGGCUUAUGACUCUUCCUGGGUGUUACAUGUUCAGUGGCAUGUCUUUUUGACAACAGCCAUGAGCGAAGGGUCUAAAUAUCAAAGAAGUCCAAAGGUCAGAUACAUUUAUGACAGAAACUUACUGAUUACAUGCUCGCUCACCUGUCUCUUCCUCUCUCUUUCUCUCUGUGUCAGACUGUACUGUUCUCUCUUCAAACGUCCUUUUCAGACAAAUUUUCUUGUUGGCAGUUUUACUAUUUUAAAGAUGUCUAAGGCAGAGAAAAAUGUUUGGAGUGUUGAAGACUAUUUCCAGGAACGAGGGCCAACGGUCACAUUCAGCAACUUGCACUACAGUGUUCAAGAGACGAGGUUCUGCUGCAAGAGAGGUCCAGAAAAACACAUCCUCAACGAUGUAAGUGGCAUUAUGAGACCUGGGAUGAAUGCCAUUAUGGGCGCCACUGGAAGUGGUAAAACAUCACUUUUGGACGUGAUCGCAGGAAGAAAAGACCCAGCUGGACUGAAGCAAGGAAAAGUGCUGGUGGAUGGCAAAACCGUCACGUCUGACCUCAGGCUCAGCUCUGCCUAUGUGGUCCAGGAUGAUAUCCUAAUGGGCACUCUGUCUGUGAGGGAGAACCUCCUGUUCAGCGCCAACCUGCGUCUCAACCCUCAACAUCACUCCACCAAGGAUAAAAAAAGCAGAGUAGAUGCCAUCAUACAAGACCUUGGCCUAACAGACUGCGCAGACACUAAGAUAGGAACAGAGUUUCUGCGUGGCGUAUCUGGAGGUGAAAGGAAGAGGUGUAGCAUUGGGAUGGAGCUCAUCACCUCUCCCUCUCUGCUGUUUCUGGAUGAACCGACCACCGGACUGGAUUCGAACACUGCAAACUGCAUCAUUGGUCUACUGCACAAGCUGUCCAGAAGAGGUAAGACUGUGAUCUUCUCCAUCCACCAACCACGCUACUCCAUCUUCAGACAGUUUGACCACCUGACUUUGAUGCACAAAGGGGAGGUGGUGUACGCAGGAGCAGCACCCAAUGCACUGGGAUAUUUCACAAACCUUGGCUACCAAAUUGAGUCCUUCGACAACCCUGCUGAUUUCUUCAUGGACAUCACAAACGGAGAGGCAAAGUCAACAUUAGAAUCACAGACUGCAGUCGAGCUUAAAAACUCAUUGGCAGCCAAGUAUCGCCAGUCCCAACUGUGCCAUGAUGUGCUUGCGGAGUUGGACCAUAUGAACCAGAUCAUUGCUGAAGGGCCCAAAGGUCAAGACGAGGCAGCCGACUAUGCUACCUCUUUCCUUUAUCAGAUGCGAGUGGUGUGUGGCAGAACGGUACUGAACAUUCUGAGGAACCCGCAGACCUCUUACGCCCAGUUGGCUCUCAACAUUUUCUUUGCCAUUCUGGUGGGACUCAUUUACUACCAGAUGCCUUUAACGCUGCCCGAGGCAUUACAGAACAGGAGCGGGGCGUUCUUCUUCCUUAUCAUCAACAUGGUGUUUGGGAAUCUCUCUGCUGUUGAACUCUUUAUCAAUGAAAGGGCAAUCUUCAUUCACGAGAACUCCAGUGGCUAUUACCGCACGUCUGUCUACUUCCUGUCCAAGAUCUUUGCUGAUCUCAUUCCCAACCGCAUCAUCCCCAUCUUUGUGUUUUCAGCCAUCGCCUACUAUAUGAUGGGACUGAAGCCUGCCUUUGAGGCCUUCAUAUGUUUCGCCCUGACCAUGUCUCUGGUCAGUCUGGCAGGAGUAGGUCUGGCCUUCCUCGUCUCAGCUAGCGUAUCUUCAUUCGCCAUGGCUAACAUCCUCAUUGCCCUACCCUUCGUCUUUAUGAUGGUCUUUGGUGGUUAUCUUGUCAAUCUCAAUGCCAUGCUGAGCUGGCUCUCUUGGCUGAAAUGGAUCAGUAUCUUCAGAUAUGGACUGAAUGCUGCAUUCAUCAACGAGUUCACAGGCCAGUUUUUCUACAGCAACAACAUCAGUAUCCCAGGGGAGCUGUUCCUGAAAGAACAGGACAUGGACUACUCUGUGUGGGGCUUCUGGCAGAACCAGGUGGCUCUGUUGGGAAUCAUAUUGGUCUGCAUGAUCCUGGCGUAUGUACAGCUGCGACGAAUCAACCGCUGGAAAUGAUGCCCGUCCAUCUGUUAAUGUACUCAUCAGCCGUGUAAUGUGUCUUCAGAUUUUAUCUUAUUUAUUUUAACAGGCCUCAAUGAAAUACAGACAUUCAUUUUGGGGGAAAAAAGAAAAUAUGAUUUCUAUUAUUAUUCAAAAUCAAAACAUUGGUUAACCAUUACACAUGGUAUCUCUCUCUGUCUGUCACUCACUCACGCUCUCACAGAUAAACACACGUGUCGUAACAUUUGACUCCCAGGUGGAUAAGCUGCCACUAAGCACACUUAGUCUGUGCACGAGGGAAUGUACCGCAACCGCCAAGUCAGCGUCUAAGUCCUUACAAAGCUACUUACAGUGACUGACACAACAUCAAGCCGCAGUAAGAAAAGAUAUAUAGAGUAUUCUAUAUAUUAUGGUAUAUUAUUGGGGAAUAGUUUAGUUUAAAAAUUCACCUUUUUCCAUGUAAAAAUAAUGGUCAAUGCAAAAAGCUAUUCCCUUUAUUUGUUGCCUAACAGCAAAGGAAUUGUCAUUUUAUUUUCAGUGUAAUAUACCUUUUUUGUUACAAAAAUUAUGUUGUUAUGUUGAAUUAAGUUUUUAAAAAAUUACACUGAUAACUUAUCAUGAGGUACAGUCAUAAAACCAUGUAAAACUUGAUUACAGGGCAUGGAAAAGAUUCACACAUGGCAGAAAAGCAUUCAAAAAAACCCUGGUUUUAAGGUUUGAAGAUCAUCUUAUUCCUCUCUGUCUGACUGUUUCACAUCUAGCAUAUUCUGUAUCAUGCUUCAGCUCUUUAUUGAAGCUAUAUAUUUACAUCAAAUGAAAUCUUCAACCCCCAGAACUCGGGAUUUUUAUGGCUGUAGCAUUGCAUUAAAAGGAAAAAGUCUAGAUGUCUUUGCGUCAUUUUAACAACAUUUCCCCAAAAUGAAUCUUAUUUGUAAUCUUUGGAUACUUUUGUAUCUGUACUAGAUUUAAAAUAAGACUCAGUGUUGGGUUUGAAUAAUGUUGCCUGCACAGCAUGAGUUGGACAAACAAUCAUUGGGGUAAAAGGGGUUAACGAUGAUCACCAUUUUUGUGUAAAUUGGUAAAGUUUUAUUGACAUGUGUGUUGAAGUUGUUAACAGGAAAGGAAAGUGUGACAAAGAUGACCCAGGUUUCUGUUCCUUUGCGGGGACCUAGAGCAAAACCGUGUAGAUCGGCCAGCUGCAGGUCCGUCAGCCCGUGCUCUCAGCUCCCUCUCACUCCCAGUGCAUAAUAUGUAAUCAGUUUAUUUUAAAACAUCCCCCCUGUACACAGUGCACUCUCAUAACGAGUUCAGCUGUAUCUUAUCAAGAUAUGUUUUUAUGUGUCAGCAUUUCAGAAAUAAAUCAAU